AUGUUUUCAGAUUUUCUUGCUUCAUGCCAGCGAAAAGUCAAAUCCAAGUCACAAAAGAAGUUCCAGUGUGUGUUUGAGGGGAUUGCUAAAGCUGGACACCCAUCCCUUCUGAAUAAGAUGUUCACAGAGAUCUACAUCACAGAUGGAGGGACCACAGCAGUCAAUGAUGAACAUGAGGUCAGACGGAUUGAAAUAGCAUCCUGGAAACCACACAGACCAGAAACAACAAUCAGAUAUGAAGACAUCUUUAAAACCCCACCUGGAAGAGAUGAACCAAUCAGAACAGUGAUGACAAAGGGUGUGGCUGGCAUCGGGAAAACAGUCUUAACACAGAAGUUCACUCUGGACUGGGCUGAAGACAAGGCCAACCAGGACAUCCAGUUCACAUUUACAUUCACCUUCAGAGAGCUGAAUAUGCUGAAAGAGAAAGUGUUCAGCUUGGUGGAACUUGUUCAUCGCUUCUUUAGUGAAACCAAAGAAGCAGGAAUCUACAGGUUUGAAGAGUUCCAGGUUGUGUUCAUCUUUGAUGGUCUGGAUGAGUGUCGACUUCCUCUGGACUUCCUCAACACUGAGAUCCUGACUGAUGUUACUGAGUCCACCUCAGUGGAUGUGCUGCUGACAAACCUCAUCAGGGGGAAUCUGCUUCCCUCUGCUCGCCUCUGGAUAACCACACGACCUGCAGCAGCCGAUCAGAUCCCUUCUGAGUGUGUUGACAUGGUGACAGAGGUCAGAGGGUUCACUGACCCACAGAAGGAGGAGUACUUCAGGAAGAGAUUCAGAGAUGAUGACCAGGCCAGCAGAAUCAUCUCCCACAUCAAGACAUCACGAAGCCUCCACAUCAUGUGCCACAUCCCAAUCUUCUGCUGGAUCACUGCUACAGUUCUGGAGAAUGUGUUGAAGACCAGAGAGGGAGGAGAGCUGCCCAAGACCCUGACUGAGAUGUACAUCCACUUCCUAGUGGUUCAGUCCAAACGGAAGAAUGUAAAGUAUGAUGGAGCAGCCGAGACAGAUCCACACUGGAGUCCAGACACCAGGAAGAUGAUUGAAUCUCUGGGAAAACUGGCUUUUGAGCAGCUGCAGAAAGGCAACCUGAUCUUCUCUGAAUCAGACCUGACAGAGUGUGGCAUCGAUAUCACAGCAGCCUCAAUGUACUCAGGAGUGUUCACACAGAUCUUUAAAGAGGAGAGUGGACUGUACCAGGACAAGGUGUUCUGCUUCGUCCAUCUGAGUGUUCAGGAGUUUCUGGCUGCUCUUCAUGUUCAUCUGACAUUCACCAACUCUGGAGUCAACCUGCUGUCAGAAGAACAAACAACAUCAACACAGUUCUACCAGAGUGCUGUAGACAAGGCCUUACAGAGUCCAAAUGGACACCUGGACUUGUUCCUCCGCUUCCUCCUGGGUCUUUCACAAGAGACCAAUCAGAAUCUCCUACGAGGUCUACUGACACAGACAGGAAGUAUGUCAGAGACAAACAACAAAACAGUCAAGUACAUCAAGAAUAAGAUGGAUGAGAAUCUGUCUCCAGAGAGAAGCAUCAAUCUGUUCCACUGUCUGAAUGAACUGAAUGAUGGUUCUCUAGUGGAGGAGAUCCAAUGGUACCUGAGAUCAGGAAGUCUCUCCAUAGAUAAACUGUCUCCUGCUCAGUGGUCAGCUCUGGUCUUCAUCUUGCUGUCAUCAGAAAAAGAUCUGGACGUGUUUGACCUGAAGAAAUACAAUGCUUCAGAGGAGGCUCUUCUGAGGCUGCUGCCAGUGGUCAAAGCCUCCAACAAAGCUCUGUUAAGUGGCUGUAACCUGACGGAGAGAAGCUUUGAAGCUCUGUCCAAAGUUGUCAGCUCCCAGUCCUCUAGUCUGAGAGAGCUGGACCUGAGAAACAACGAUCUGCAGGAUUCAGGAGUGGAGCUGGUGUCUGCUGGAUUGAAGAGUCCACACUGCAGACUGGAAACUCUCAGUCUGAGUGGCUGUACACUGUCAGAGAGAAGCUGUGAAGAUCUGUCCUCAGUUCUCAGCUCCCAGUCCUCUAGUCUGAGAGAGCUGGACCUGAGUAAAAACGACCUGCAGGACUCCGGAGUGGAGCUGGUGUCUGCUGGAUUGAAGAGUCCAAACUGCAGACUGGAAACUCUCAGUCUGUCAGGCUGUAUGAUCUCAGAGAAAGGCUGUAUAUCUCUGGCCUCAGCUCUGAGGUCCAACCCCUCCCAUCUGAGGGAGCUGGACCUUACCUAUAAUCAUCCUGGAGAAUCAGGAGUGGAGCUGCUGUCAGCAGGACUUAAGGAUCCUAUCUGGAGACUGGAAACUCUCAGGAUGGACAAUGGUGGACCACAGAGGUUGAAACCUGGUGUGAGGAAGUGUGAGUGUGUUUUAAGUCAGAUUUAUUUCAUUCAUGAAUUGUCAGGGUAAAUGCACAUUGAUCAACAUCCCUGUAAAUUGGCCAAAAGGCUAAUUUUCACCUGUUGUUCCUCUGCCUGAUGUUAAAUAUAAAAAAUAAAAUAAUUAGGAUCAAUCAAAUUGAUCUUGAUUCGUAGCCUCUGUUAAGAGUAGGGGAAAUACGAUGCCACGACCGAGCGGACCAAUCACAGUCUGCGUCAAUAUAACGUGUAGUUACGUGUUUGAGAGAUGCAAGAAUCUGCAAUCAACAUUGUGAUGAUGUCCAUUAUCUCUGUCAAUUUAA
This is a messenger RNA of Perca fluviatilis (European perch), 2665 nucleotides long. RefSeq names its product NLR family CARD domain-containing protein 3-like. The record is from RefSeq and is a predicted model, not a curated record. The transcript has 5 exons. Lineage: Eukaryota; Metazoa; Chordata; Actinopteri; Perciformes; Percidae. Gene Ontology annotation, molecular function: protein binding. Bases 1 to 2394 code for a protein of 797 amino acids.